Molecule: messenger RNA, 3031 nt
Organism: Athalia rosae (coleseed sawfly)
Lineage: Eukaryota; Metazoa; Arthropoda; Insecta; Hymenoptera; Athaliidae
Product: solute carrier family 26 member 6-like
Exons: 11
Coding region: 539-2548 (669 amino acids)
Biological process (GO): transmembrane transport
Cellular component (GO): membrane
Molecular function (GO): chloride transmembrane transporter activity; bicarbonate transmembrane transporter activity; oxalate transmembrane transporter activity
Source: RefSeq, a predicted model, not a curated record
GUAAAAACAAGGAUAAAAAUUUUCUUGAGCAAACACAAACGCAUGCCUAACACUUGUAAAAGUAGCGACCAGUGGUCAUUGCGUCAGGGGUUUGGUUGAAUGUGUAUACACCAAUACAAAUAGAAUCCAUUGACCGUAGAGCCAGUACGAAUACAAACAUCUAUCUUUGCAAAUAUGUACCCAAGUAUUAUUGGUAUAUUACAACAAGCCAGAACCAUGCCGAUUCAGUUUCCCCAACGCAGUUGUGGCAAAAUGAUCAGAUAUUCACAGCAACGAUUUUUAUUAUUUUAAUGUUGAAGAAGCAAAAAAAAUUAUAAGGAAGUUAUUCAAUUAAAUCCUACCUAAAAUAAUUAAUCUUUGUUUAACAACGAUGUUAAACUGUACCGUGAAAUGGGGAUACAAUAGUUGAUAAAUAAAAAUAGUUAUUUUCAAAAUUGCUUUUUUUAUCUUAACUAGUUAUUUAUUUUGGUGAGAUUAGUGCGAACAUAAUUUCGAUACCAAUUUGUCAAGAAAUAAUUAUUCAAAAAAAAAAGGUAGCAUGGAUAAAGAGGACAGAGCACUGAGGCAGCUACACGUCAACAGACCUCUUUACGAACAAGAUGCACUGAACAGAGCAUACCAUUAUGAGAAGCCAAAGUCUUCCUUUAUUAGCGAUACGAAAGAGGUUCUUACACCAGACAGCUGUGGAUCGUUCAUUACCUCUAUGGUACCAGCGCUGAGCUGGCUGAGAACUUACAAAUGGAGAAAAAAUGGAACCUAUGAUUUAAUAUCCGGACUUACAGUUGCUAUCAUGCAUAUACCUCAGGGAUUAGCCUACGCUCUACUUGGAAAUGUACCACCGGUCGUAGGCAUAUACAUGGCUUUCUUCCCAGUAUUAGUAUACUUUUUUUUAGGAACAUCCAAGCACGUUUCCAUGGGUACAUUUGCAAUCGUCUGCCUCAUGACAGGUAAGGCGGUGCAAACUCAUGCAACCUUACCAGAUGCAUUAGGAAAAUUCAAUGAAACAAAUGGCACAACGAUAACAGGUUUAUCAUCCGAGCAUUAUACUCCUAUAGAGAUUGCCACGGCUAUCACUUUCAUGGUGGGAUUAAUUCAGUUAGCAAUGUACUUAUUCAGACUUGGUAUAAUCAGCACUCUUCUUAGCGAAACAUUAGUUAAUGGUUUCACGACUGGUGCUGCUGUACACGUACUCAUGUCUCAAAUACAAGAUCUCCUUGGCUUGCGCCUACACAAGGGCAAGUCAAUCUUUAAGUUAGCAGCUACUUGUAUCGCCAUUUUUGAGGAACUACCAAAUAUAAAUGUGACCGCAGCUAUAGUCUCAACAAUUGCGAUUAUAAUUAUGGUUUUCAAUAACGAAAUCCUCAAGCCAUAUUUUGCCAAAAAAUGCAGCAUACCAAUACCCAUUGAAUUAAUAGCUGUUGUCACCGGCACAUUGGUUUCAGAGUAUGGAAAUUUACCAGGACUAUAUGGUAUUGCAACCGUUGGUAAUAUUCCUACAGGAUUGCCAGAUGCAAAACUUCCCAGGUUUUCGUUACUGCCUUCCAUUGCACUGGACAGCAUCGCAAUUACCAUGGUGUCUUACACAAUAACAAUGUCAAUGGCUCUGAUAUUUGCGCAAAAAUUAAACUACGAAGUAGAUUCAAAUCAGGAACUUUUCGCUAUGGGAACUAGCAAUAUCGUUGGAUCUUUUUUUUCUUGUAUGCCCGUAACUGCAUCGCUUAGCCGGUCAUUGAUUCAGCAAACAACGGGUGGAAGAAGCCAACUGGCGAGUAUAGUCUCCUGCGGAAUUCUACUUACGAUUCUUUUAUGGAUCGGACCAUUCUUUGAACCGUUGCCAAGAUGCAUACUCGGAGCAAUCAUUGUUGUAGCCUUAAAGGGUAUGCUAUUCCAAGCCAUGGAGUUGAAGAGAUUCUGGAAACUAAGUAAAUUAGACGCGAGUGUAUGGAUUGUUACUUUUUUCACUGUCGUGAUCUUCAAUAUAGACGUUGGUUUGGUAGUUGGAUUGCUCGUUUCGUUGGCAAGUAUCUUCGUGCAAUCAAUUAAGCCGUACACGUGUUUACUAGGUCACAUUCCCAACACCGAUUUGUACUUGGACUUGAACCGAUUCAAAGGCACGACAGAACUUUGUGGAAUAAAAAUAUUCCAUUAUUGCGGCGGUUUAAACUUCGCAAAUUCCGGCCAUUUGAAAUCAGAAUUAUUCAGAUUGGUCGGAAUCAUUCCUCGACAGGUUAUAGAAGAGAGAAAAAAAUUAGCAAAACGAGGAUUAUAUCCCGAUCAACAUGGUAGCGAUGAAAAAGAAGUCUUAAGAUGUAUUAUAAUUGAUCUCAGCGCCCUUAGCUACGUUGAUCCUACAGGUAUAAAUACUUUGAAGUUUUUAGCUUCUGAAUUUGAAAAAAUAGAAGUCCCCAUUUAUCUAGCGGGUUGUUCAGGCCCAGUUUUUGAGCAGAUAGUGAAGUGUGAUUUAUUGGACAAAACAAAUCCAAGGUUCAAAAUAUUUGCAGCUGUACAUGACGCCGUGAGUUUUACACAGCAUGAGCUAUUCAAAUGACAGAUUAAUUUUUUUUUUCUCGUAUAGUUAGGUCAGUUCCGAAGGCAAAUUCCCUAUCGGUGAAGAUGAAUAUUUUUUUAUCACGUAUAGAAAGAUAACAUUAUUUUUUUAUAUGUAUGUAGUCCAGCCCUCUACUUAGAAAUCAUGAGUAUUUUUAGUCGAAGCAGAACUUAGCGUCAAAAUUUUGAGACACUUUCUGCUUAGAAUCUAUAGACAGAAACGCUCAAUGGAAGAAAGAUACUCAAUUUAUCGUAAAAUUCCGGCUUCGACUGUAUUGUUAUAGCCCAUAUUUUAAACGUCAUUGAAACAUGAAAAUAUUUGUCCUUAUUUUUAGAGUUAUCGUGCAUACCUGUAACUAGUACAUACGUAUGUUCACAGAAGUUAGUUUACAUUUCAGUGAUGAAUAUCAUGCAUCUCAUUGUACAUUUAGAUAAAAAUUGAUGCUUUGAAGGAAAUAUAAAAAAAUUUGUUAAUUUUUAGAAA